AUGAAAUUUCUCAACGCCUUGCCUCUGCUACUUUCAUCCAUAUCUCCUGCAGCUAUUGCCGUCCCGCUUGCCGAUAAUUUCUCAAAGUCAUGCGAUAUCCUCGGCGUUCAGCAGAACACCCUCACUGCGCUUUGUCAAGCGCCUAGGGGUGAGAUACGAACAUCCCUCGACUUGAACCAUUGCUUUGCAAACUCUGAUGGACAAAUCGUUGCUCGGAAUGAGGGUUACUUCCACAACAGCUGCAACUAUUGCGGUGGAACUGGAGAGGGAAUUCUUCGGUGCUUUUGCAACAAAAAGGGCAGCGGGCAGGAGGAUACGAAAAUAGACAUGAACGCUGUUGUGAAGAACAUUGAUGGACAUCUCACCUGCUAUGGCCAUCGCGGAUCAUGA
Messenger RNA from Coccidioides immitis RS, 390 nucleotides. RefSeq lists its product as uncharacterized. The transcript has 3 exons. The record is from RefSeq and is a predicted model, not a curated record. NCBI's taxonomy places the organism in Eukaryota, Fungi, Ascomycota, Eurotiomycetes, Onygenales, Onygenaceae. Bases 1 to 390 code for a protein of 129 amino acids.